Messenger RNA from Phytophthora nicotianae INRA-310, 165 nucleotides. RefSeq lists its product as hypothetical. The record is from RefSeq and is a predicted model, not a curated record. NCBI's taxonomy places the organism in Eukaryota, Oomycota, Peronosporomycetes, Peronosporales, Peronosporaceae. Gene Ontology annotation, cellular component: mitochondrial intermembrane space. The transcript has a single exon. Bases 1 to 165 code for a protein of 54 amino acids.
AUGGCCGCCGAGAAGGAGCUGUGCGAGCGUGUGUGCAAGAAGCAGGCGUGCGCCAUUCAGUUCUGUCUGCAGCGUCACAAUUACCAGGAGAACAAGUGCGCGGAGGUUAUCAAGCGGUAUUACGACUGUUGCAACGCUGCCAAGGAAGCAGAGCAGAAGAAUUGA